Polypterus senegalus (gray bichir) is the source of this 1247-nucleotide messenger RNA. Its product is annotated as red-sensitive opsin. Gene Ontology annotation, molecular function: G protein-coupled receptor activity. Bases 1 to 1098 code for a protein of 365 amino acids. Lineage: Eukaryota; Metazoa; Chordata; Cladistia; Polypteriformes; Polypteridae. Gene Ontology annotation, cellular component: membrane; photoreceptor outer segment. The record is from RefSeq and is a predicted model, not a curated record. Gene Ontology annotation, biological process: phototransduction; visual perception; G protein-coupled receptor signaling pathway. The transcript is spliced from 6 exons.
AUGACGGAAGCGUGGCAACAUGCAGUCUUUGCUGCCCGGCGAAAAUAUGAUGAUGAUGACACAACACAAGGCUCUGUCUUCGUCUAUACCAACAGUAACAAUACAAGAGGUCCCUUUGAAGGGCCCAACUACCACAUCGCUCCUCGAUGGGUUUACAAUUUGGCUUCGCUUUGGAUGAUCUUCGUCGUCUUUGCUUCCACGUUCACCAACGGCUUGGUUCUUGUCGCCACCUGGAAGUUCAAGAAAUUGCGCCACCCGCUCAACUGGAUAUUAGUGAACCUGGCAGUUGCCGAUUUGGGAGAGACUCUCUUUGCCAGUACUAUCAGCGUAUGCAACCAGAUUUUCGGCUACUUUAUCUUAGGGCAUCCCAUGUGCAUCUUCGAGGGCUACGUUGUGUCAGUUUGCGGUAUUACGGGUCUCUGGUCUUUGGCUGUGAUCUCCUGGGAAAGAUGGGUAGUGGUCUGCAAGCCUUUCGGAAACGUCAAAUUUGAUGCAAAAUGGGCCACAGCUGGUAUCGUGUUCUCCUGGGUGUGGUCUGCUGCCUGGUGCGCCCCACCCAUUUUCGGAUGGAGCAGAUACUGGCCUCAUGGGCUGAAGACAUCCUGUGGGCCUGAUGUGUUCAGUGGAAAUGAGGAUCCUGGAGUGAUAUCCUUCAUGGUUACACUGAUGAUUACCUGCUGUAUUAUUCCCUUGGGGGUUAUCAUUCUCUGCUAUAUUGCAGUAUGGCUGGCAAUCCGAUCAGUUGCCCAGCAGCAAAAGGAAUCAGAGUCCACCCAGAAGGCUGAGAGGGAAGUGUCAAGGAUGGUAGUCGUCAUGAUCCUUGCAUACGUCUUCUGCUGGGGUCCUUACACAUUCUUUGUCUGUUUUGGCACUGCAAACCCAGGGUAUUCCUUCCACCCACUGGCUGCAGCCCUGCCUGCUUACUUUGCAAAGAGUGCUACCAUCUACAACCCCGUCAUCUACGUGUUCAUGAACAGACAGUUUCGCAACUGCAUAUGGCAGCUCUUUGGGAAGAAGGUGGAUGAUGGCUCUGAAGUGUCUUCAUCAUCUAAAACUGAAGUCUCCUCAGUUUCAAAUUCAUCUGUAUCCCCUGCAUAAAAUGACAACAGAAAAACAGGCACGUGCCGGACUCAGAUCAUACCUGCUUUUUCUUCUGGUUUCUUAAUUUUUGUCCUUACAUGAGGUGAUCUACCUGGGGGAAACAAAAAGAAGCAACUCAAGAAAACCAUACAAUAAGUGCAAAUCUA